AUGUCCCGGCCCCUCCGUCUUCCAAGACCCGAAACCCCAAUACAUCUGUACCGCCAUAUUUUACGGGAGUCGUCAUACCUUCCGCGCCCCGCACGAUGGGUCAUCGAUGAGCGCAUCAAGGCGAGGUUUCGAGCGGGUAUAGAUUCUUGGGCGGAUGAUGAGCUCAUUGCCAGGCGCAUUCGUCACGCCCACCAUGGCCUUCGCCUCAUACGUGCCGCCAACGCCGGUGACAUGGAUCGCAUGCGCCGGAUUAUGUAUUUUGCCAUCGGCCGCCGAGGACCACGCCGGCGCGAGUUGGUUGCCCGUCUCGUCAGCUUCGACAAGCCCUCCAGCACAGCCGAUUUGGAGAGGUUCAUCUCCAAGGCCCAUGCCGUCGAUGAAAAGGACAGGAAACUCGACUGGCUGGAUACGUGGGACGUCGAGAAACUGCGCGUAUUUGCCCGCUCGCAGGCCAAUGCGGGCAUCAACUCUCCCCGGGCGAGCAUAAUGGCGCACCAAACGUCGCCCGAAAAGCGCAUCCCGGCUGAAAAUUCGUGGGGCCGGCCGCUUCCUCUCAAACUCGCCCGGAGCAAGCUCCUCGCUCUAUGGAGGAAGCUAGCAGAGAAGAUCAUGCCACCGCUGCCCGUAUCGGAGUGGAAAAGACUGAGGAACAUCAUUCAAGGGACGGUUCAAGCACAGUGGCUUCCCCCACCUCGCCGUGCCUUGGCAAAGGGAAUAUUGGAGGUCGUGCCACCCGCCAGGAACUGGGACUGGAAGGCGUAUGCCGUCAAACCCGUGGCCGCCGUGGACCGGCAGGCUAACCGGCGCAACAAGCUGCUCUCCGGAGCCUUGGAUGACAACUCGCCGUCCGAUCCUCAACCGACCGGAUGCCAUAAGUACAAGCCGCGGAGUUUCCGGCGCAUGCUGGCGGAGGUCUGGCGUCUGAGUGCGACCAUGAAACAAAAGCCCACUGGCAAGGGUUGGGACAUCACAUGGGGAAGGGAAACUAUGCUUCCGGCGUCCCCAAUGGGGAGGAGUCUGGAGUUUUUCAAAGAUUACCCAGACCCCGAAGGGGGUAACAAGAACAGGAAACAGCCGCCAAGACGAGGAAAACAUCGAGGAGCUGCGAAACGAAGUUGA
This is a messenger RNA of Dichotomopilus funicola, 1119 nucleotides long. RefSeq lists its product as uncharacterized. The transcript has a single exon. The record is from RefSeq and is a predicted model, not a curated record. Lineage: Eukaryota; Fungi; Ascomycota; Sordariomycetes; Sordariales; Chaetomiaceae. Bases 1 to 1119 code for a protein of 372 amino acids.